Messenger RNA from Sphaeroforma arctica JP610, 308 nucleotides. RefSeq lists its product as hypothetical. The transcript has a single exon. Gene Ontology annotation, molecular function: nucleotide binding. The record is from RefSeq and is a predicted model, not a curated record. Lineage: Eukaryota; Ichthyosporea; Ichthyophonida. The annotation marks the transcript as partial.
GCAACCAUCUGGAGAUAGCGCUUAAAUGUGCGGAGUCCGGCAAGGCCACCUACAUAGAGAAACCUAUGGCGCGCAAUUCAACGGAAACAAAGGAGAUCGUUGAAGCGUUCAAGAAGAACCACACGUACUUGUUUGUGGCGUACUACCGCCGCGGACAGACUUACUUCCACCAUGCUAAGGUGUGUGUGUACCUCCAUACGACCACGUGCGCUGGGUGUGAGGGAUAUGUGUGCGGGUCUUUGCAUGGUGUGACAUAUGCUGUGUGUGAGGAUUGUCUGUAUUCUGGUGUUAACAGCUGCAGGAUAUGA